Molecule: messenger RNA, 7145 nt
Organism: Petromyzon marinus (sea lamprey)
Lineage: Eukaryota; Metazoa; Chordata; Hyperoartia; Petromyzontiformes; Petromyzontidae
Source: RefSeq, a predicted model, not a curated record
GAGACACUGAGAGAGAGAGAGACACUGGGAGAGAGAGUGAGACACUGCGGGGUAGGGGCUGCGUCUCGCGCUGUCUCUGACCGCCCGCGUCUCUCCGCACGCAGGCGCCCUCCUGCUGCUGCUGCUGUGGGUGACACUCGGCGCGUUGCAGCGGGGACGACAGGGAGCGAGCGGCAGCCAUGGUGAUCCUCAGACAGGGAGACUACGUGUGGCUGGACCUGAAGACGGGCAGCGAGUUCGACGUUCCCAUCGGCGCCGUCGUCAAACUCUCCGACUCCGGGCAGGUGCAGGUGGACGAUGACGAAGGCAACGAGCACUGGAUCUCCCCGCAGAACGCGCGCCUGGUGCGCCCCAUGCACCCCACUUCGGUGCACGGCGUGGAGGACAUGAUCCGCCUGGGAGAUCUCAACGAGGCCGGCAUCCUGCGCAACCUCCUCAUCCGCUACCGCGACCACCUCAUCUACACCAACUGUGGUGGGAGGACCUACACGGGCUCCAUCCUGGUGGCGGUGAACCCGUACCAGCUGCUCCCCAUCUACACGGCAGAGCAGAUCCGCCUCUACACCAACCGCAAGAUCGGCGAGAUGGCGCCGCACAUCUUCGCCAUCGCCGACAACUGCUACUUCAGCAUGCGGCGUAACAACCGCGACCAGUGCUGCAUCAUCAGCGGGGAGUCCGGCGCGGGGAAGACGGAGAGCACGAAGCUCAUCCUGCAGUUCCUGGCGGCGGUGAGCGGGCAGCAUUCGUGGAUCGAGCAGCAGGUCCUGGAGGCGAACCCCAUCCUGGAAGCGUUCGGCAACGCCAAGACGAUCCGGAAUGACAACUCGAGCCGUUUCGGCAAGUACAUCGACAUCCACUUCAACCGGCGCGGAGCCAUCGAAGGUGCCAAGAUCGAGCAGUACCUGCUGGAGAAGACGCGCGUGUGUCGCCAGGCGGCGGACGAGAGGAACUACCACGUCUUCUACUGCAUGCUGCGCGGCAUGGCGGGGGACGGCAAGCGGCAGCUGCACCUGGGCUCCGCCGAGCAGUACAGCUACCUCACCAUGGGGAGCUGUAUUCAGUGCGAGGGGCGUGACGACGCCGCUGAGUUUGCCAACAUCUGCUCGGCCAUGAAGGUCCUCAUGUUCACCGACACCGAGAUCUGGGAGGUGUCCAAGCUGCUCGCAGCCGUGCUGCACAUGGGAAACCUGCUGUUCGAGGCGCGCACCUAUGACAACCUGGACUCGUGUGAGGUUCUCUCCUCCCCGCACCUCCGCGUCGCUUCCACCCUGCUCGAGGUGGACGAGGUGGACCUGCGUAACUGCCUGACGAGCCGCAGCAUCAUCACACGUGGGGAGAGCGUCACAACGCCGCUCAACAUGGAGCAGGCGCUGGAUGUGCGCGACGCCUUCGUCAAGGGAAUCUACGGGCGGAUGUUCGUGUGGAUCGUGGAGAAGAUCAACGCAGCGAUCUACAGGCCGCCCCAGCCGGACCCCAAGGCCUCGCGACGCUCCAUCGGACUGCUCGACAUAUUCGGCUUCGAGAACUUCCACGUGAACAGCUUCGAGCAGCUGUGCAUCAACUUUGCGAACGAGAACCUGCAGCAGUUCUUUGUGCGCCACGUGUUCAAGCUGGAGCAGGAGGAGUACGAGCUGGAGGACAUCAGCUGGCGCCACAUCGAGUUCUCCGACAACCAGGACGCGCUCGACAUGAUCGCCCUCAAGCCGAUGAACAUCAUCUCGCUCAUCGACGAGGAGAGCAAGUUCCCCAAGGGCACGGACACCACGAUGCUGCACAAGCUGAAUGCGCAGCACAAGCUCAACGCCAACUACAUCCCUCCACGCAACGCCCACGACUCCCAGUUCGGCCUCAACCACUUCGCCGGCGUCGUCUUCUACGAGGCGCACGGCUUCCUGGAGAAGAACCGUGACACGCUGCACGGAGACAUCAUUCAGCUGGUGCACUCCUCCCGUAACAAGUUCAUCAAGCAGAUCUUCCAGCCCGACGUCGCCAUGUUUCUGUGCGGCUACACGGGCACAAUGUCCGGCUCUUACACGCGCCCCCCCAAGGGCGCCGAGACACGCAAGCGCUCGCCCACGCUGAGCACGCAGUUCAAGCGCUCGCUGGAGCAGCUGAUGAAGACGUUGAGCGGCUGCCAGCCGUUCUUCGUGCGCUGCAUCAAGCCCAACGAGUUCAAGAAGCCGAUGCUCUUCGACCGGGAGCUGUGCGUGCGCCAGCUGCGCUACUCGGGGAUGAUGGAGACGAUCCGGAUCCGCCGUGCGGGCUACCCCAUCCGCUACACCUUCGUCGAGUUUGUGGAGCGUUACCGCGUGCUACUGCCCGGCAUCAAGCCCGCCUACAAGCAGGAGGAUCUGCGAGGCACCUGCCAGAGGAUAGCGGGGGCCGUGCUGGCGCGGGAGGACGACUGGCAGAUCGGCAAAACCAAGAUCUUCCUCAAGGACCACCAUGACAUGCUGCUGGAGAUCGAGCGAGACAAAGCCAUCACCGACCGCGUCAUCCUCAUCCAGAAGGUGGUGCGCGGAUUCAAGGAGAGAACGUCGUACCUGAAGAUGCGCCGUGCGAGCAUCGUGAUCCAGACGGCAUGGCGUGGAUACCAGUGUCGCAGGAGCUACGUGGCGCUGGUGCAGGGCUUGGGGCGCCUGCAGGCGCUGUUCCACGCCCGGCGGCUGGCGCGGCGCUACGGCGCGGCGCGGGCGCGAGUCACGGCGCUGCAGGCGCGCUGCCGCGGCUUCCUGGUGCGCCGAGCGUUCCGCCACCGCCUGUGGGCCGUCAUCACGCUGCAGGCCCACACGCGGCGCUUGGUCGCGCGGCGCCUCUACCUGCGCCUCCGCGCCGAGUACAAGCGACGCGUGGAGGCAGAGACUCAGCGGCUGGCCGAGGAGGAGCGACUGAGGAAGGAGAUGAGUGUGAAGCGCGCUAAGCAGGAGGCCGAGCGCAAGCACCAGGAGCGACUGGAGCAGCUGGCGCGUGAGGAGGCGGAGCGAGCGGUGCGCGAGCGUGAGGAGCUGCGCCAGAAGAAGGAGCGAGUCUUCCAGAACGAGCGCUCGCGCAACGAGCCCGUCAGCGACUCCGACAUGGUGGACCGCGUCUUCGGCUUCCUGGGCGCCACGUCCACCGCGCCUGGCACCGACGGACAGCCGCCCUGCGGAUUCGAGGACCUUGAGGGUGGGCGCCACCACGGGCUGGAGGAGGCGGACCUGGACGCGGCGCCGCCCCUGCCGGAGGACGACGGUGACGGCGACGCGGAGGAUCUGGCGCUCCACACCUUCGCCAAGUUCGCCGCCACCUACUUCCAGGGCACCAGCUCCCACGCCUACGUGCGGCGACCCCUCAGGCAGCCGCUGCUCUUCCACGAGGACGAGGGAGACCAGCUGGCGUCGCUGGCCGUGUGGGUGACGAUCCUGCGCUUCAUGGGAGACCUCCCCGAGCCUCGCUACCACACGGCGCUGUCGGACGGCAGCGAGAACGUCCCGGUGAUGACCAAGAUCUACGAGACUCUCGGCAAACGCAGCCAGCGCAGGGACGGCCCCAGCGUGCAGGGCGAGGAGGCUGCCCCUGUGGAGGCGCAUGCCAAGAAGGCGAGCGUGCGUCACAAACUCAUCUCCAUGACGCUCAAGAAGAAGUCGAAGCUCACGGAGGAGGUGACCAAGAGGCUGAGCGACGUGGAGGGCCUCGUGCACGGGAACUCGAUGCUGGAGGACCGCCCCACCUCCAACCUCGAGAAGCUUCACUUCAUCAUCGGCAACGGCAUCCUUCGCCCGGGCAUCCGGGACGAGAUCUACUGCCAGAUCUGCAAGCAGCUGAACCAGAACCCCUCGCGCAGCAGCCACGCCCGCGGCUGGAUCCUCAUGUCGCUGUGCGUCGGCUGCUUCUCCCCCUCGCACAAGUUCGUCAAGUAUCUGCGUAACUUCAUUGGCGAGGGCCCCCCAGGCUACGCUCCGUACUGUGAGGAGCGCCUGCGUCGCACCUUCGCCAACGGGCACCGCACGCAGCCGCCCAGCUGGCUGGAGCUGCAGGCGACCAAGUCCAAGAAGGCCAUCCUGCUGCCCGUCACGUUCAUGGACGGCACGACGCGCACGCUGCUGGCUGACUCGGCCACCACGGCACGGGAGCUGUGCGGGGCGCUCGCGGACCGCGUGCAGCUCACAGACCGCUUCGGAUUCUCACUCUACAUCGCUCUCUUUGACAAGGUGUCCUCGCUGGGCAGCGGCAGCGACCACGUGAUGGACGCCAUCUCGCAGUGCGAGCAGUACGCCAAGGAGCAGGGUGCACAGGAGCGCAAUGCUCCCUGGCGCCUCUUCUUCCGCAAGGAGAUCUUCGCCCCCUGGCACGACCCGGCCGCUGACCCCGUCAGCACCAACCUCAUCUACCAGCAGGUCGUGCGCGGGGUCAAGUUCGGAGAGUACCGCUGUGACAAGGAGGAGGACCUGGCGGAGCUGGCGGCCCAGCAGUACUACGUGGAGUACGGCUCCGAGGUGCUGCCUGAGCGCCUGCUCUCCCUCGUGCCCUCCUACGUCCCCGACCGCGACGUCACCGCACAGCGGCCGCCCGACAAGUGGGCGCAGAUCAUCGCUGCCGCACACAAGAAGGCCGUGUACACGCAGCAGCGUGUGGACCCCCGCAAGGUGCGUGAGGACGUCGUCAACUUUGCUCGCUUCAAGUGGCCGCUACUCUUCUCUCGCUUCUACGAGGCCUACAAGUUCUCUGGCCCGAGCCUGCCCAAGAACGAGGUGAUCGUGGCGGUGAACUGGACGGGCGUCUACUUUGUGGACGAGCAGGAGCAGGUGCUGCUGGAGCUGUCCUUCCCCGACAUCACCGCCGUGUCCAGCAGCCGCGGGGCGAAGCAGCACGGGCAGAGCUUCACACUGACGACGCUCAAGGGCGACGAGUUCACCUUCACGUCGAGCAACGCCGACGACGUCCGUGACCUCGUCGUGCUCUUCCUGGAGGGGCUGCGCUCACGCUCCACCUACGUCGUGGCGCUGCAGGACAGCCCCGCGCCCGCGGGCGAGGAGGGAACCUUCCUGACGUUCCGCAAGGGCGACCUCCUGGUGCUGGACCAGGACACGGGCGCCACGGUGCUCACCACGGGCUGGGCGCACGCUGCCAACGAGCGCACGGGGCAGCGCGGGGACUUCCCCACGGACUGCGUCUACGUGCUGCCCACACUCACGCGCCCACUGCCCGAGAUACAGGCACUGGUUACCAUGACGCCUGACCAGCGGCAGGAAGUGAUGCGCACUUCCCAGCAGGCCGUGCAGGGCUCGGAGGAGUCGGUGGCGCUCUACACGCUAGAGGAGUUUGCGCUCGAUUACUUCCGGGCGCCCCCGAAGCACACGCUCAGCCGCGUGAUGAUGGCACGCUCGCGGGGCCGGGAGCGGCUGUGGGCCUGCACCCGGGAGCCCCUCAAGCAGCCGCUGCUGCGCAAGGCGGCCACCUCCGAGGAGAUGAGCCAAGAGGCCUGCAUGGCCUUCAUGGCGGUGCUCAAGUACAUGGGGGACUACCCGUCGCGGCGCGCACGCUGGGGUAACGAGCUCACGGACCAGGUGUUCGAGGCGGCGCUGCACACCGAGGCCCUCAAGGACGAGAUCAUCUGCCAGAUUAUCAAGCAGCUCACCGACAACCAUGUCAAGUACAGCGAGGAGCGUGGCUGGGAGCUGCUGUGGCUGGCCCUGGGCUCCUUCCCACCCAGCAACCUGCUGCUGCCUCACGUGCAGCGCUUCCUGCAGGCGCGGCGCCACCACCCCGUUGCUCUCGACUGCACGCACCGCCUGCACAAGACGCUGCGUAACGGCUCGCGGAAGUCCCCACCGCACGUGGUGGAGGUGGAGGCGAUCCAGCACAAGACCACGCAGAUCUUCCACAAGGUCUACUUCCCUGACGACACGGACGAGGCAUUUGAAGUAGAGUCGUGUACGCGUGCCAAGGACUUCUGUGGGAGCAUCGCAGCACGGCUGCACCUCAAGAGCGCCGAGGGAUUCAGCCUCUUCGUCAAGAUCGCAGACAAGGUGAUCAGCGUGCCGGAGGGAGAUUUCUUCUUCGACUUCGUCAGACACCUAACGGACUGGAUCCGCAAGACACGGCCCAGCAAGGAGGGCGUGACGCCCUCCCUCUCCUAUCAGAUUUUCUUCAUGAGGAAGCUCUGGACCAAUGCCGUCCCUGGCAAAGACCACAUGGCUGACUCCAUCUUUCACUUCCACCAGGAGCUGCCCAAGUACCUGCGUGGGUACCACAAGUGCUCGCGCGAGGAGGCGGCCCAGCUGGCGGCGUUGGUGUUCCGCGCGCGUUUCCACGACGACAAGACGCAGUACGCCAACCUGGUGAAGAUGCUGCGCGAGCUGCUGCCCAGCGACCUCGUCAAGCAGCUGGCGCCCGACGAGUGGAAGCGAGCCAUCAUCGCAGCCUACAACAAGCACUCGGGCAAGUCGCGGGACGAGGCCAAACUCGCUUUCCUCAAGAUCACCUACAAGUGGCCCACAUUCGGGUCGGCCUUCUUCGAGGUGAAGCAAACGACGGAGCCCAACUACCCGGAGGUGCUGCUCAUCGCCAUCAACCGCAACGGGGUCGGCCUCAUCCACCCUUCCAGCAAGGACAUCCUGGCCACCCACCCCUUCACCAAGAUCUCCAACUGGAGUAGUGGCAACACAUACUUCCACAUGACCAUCGGAAACCUGGUUCGAGGCAGCAAACUGCUGUGCGAGACUUCGCUGGGCUAUAAGAUGGACGACCUCCUGACCUCCUACAUCAGCCAGCUGAUGUCCGUGAUGAGCCGCCAGAGGACGGGAGGACACGCGUCUGGCUCGGCCGGCAAGUGAUUGAGGGAGUGGGGGGCGCUGCUGCAGGUUGUGCGCUGGGUUGGCUACCGCUGUGCCUGGCAGGCGCACUACCGCGCUGCCGCCUGGGCAGGGCUCCCGCACGCGUCCAGCGGGCAGGCGGGCAGAGAUGCGGGGACAGGCAGUGACACGGGGACAGGCAGAGACACGGGGACAGGCAGAGAUGCGGGGACAGGCAGAGACGCGGGGACAGGCAGAGACGCGGGGACAAGCAGAGACGCGGGGACAGGCAGAGACGCGGGGACAGGCAGAGACACGGGGACAGGCAGAGACACGGGGACAGGCAGAGACACGGGGGGCAGAGACACGGGG